This is a messenger RNA of Vicia faba (fava bean), 369 nucleotides long. NCBI's taxonomy places the organism in Eukaryota, Viridiplantae, Streptophyta, Magnoliopsida, Fabales, Fabaceae. The record is from the annotation of a GenBank genome assembly.
AUGCCAAGAUUUAAAACAACAUUGUCUGAUGUACUACACUACUGUGUAAAGAGUCCUGCUCCAACUAGUUGUGACUUUGGAGGGAUUGCUACCAUUGUUACCACCAAUCCUAGUUAUGGUACUUGCAUCUUUUCAUCAUCUUCAGGAGGAGGAGCUGGAUCAUCCGGCUCUGGUUCUAACUCAUCUUCAAUAGGUUUUGGUGGGCCUUCAACCUCUCAAGAUUCAUCUCAUUCAACUGGUCUGAGGCCUUUGCAAAGUUUCAUGAUUCUAUAUAACUCGUCCAUAUUAGUUUCAAUACAAAAAAUUACAAUAUCUGUAAUCAGUAUUCAGGGCAAGAAAAAUUUCAUAUUUAAAAUCUUAAUAUUAUGA